Messenger RNA from Panicum hallii, 2343 nucleotides. RefSeq lists its product as uncharacterized. The transcript is spliced from 9 exons. The coding region runs from base 337 to 1932 and encodes 531 amino acids. The record is from RefSeq and is a predicted model, not a curated record. NCBI's taxonomy places the organism in Eukaryota, Viridiplantae, Streptophyta, Magnoliopsida, Poales, Poaceae.
AAGGGGAGGCCGAACUGCGAGAGCCAGAACGAGACGGAGGAGGCGCCGCAGCGCAGCCAGCCCACGCCACCACCUCCUCCACCUCAUUCUCUCGCUCGCUCGCCCACCACCUCCACCACCACAAAGUUCGCGUUGCGCCGCGCGACGCCCCGCCACGCCGCGCAGCCCCGUCCCUCCCCCUCCUCUUGGAGAGAGAGAGAUCCUCCUCCCACGCAGCAACCGCCCGCCCGCCCGCCUCCGCGCGGGCACACCGCCACCGCCACCGCCGCCGCGCCCCCCCACCUCACCCCACCCGGGGCGCCGAUCUCGUGUCCAGCGCGUCGCGGAGGUGGGGGGAUGGGGGCGUGCGUGUCGCGGCCCAGCGCGUGCGUGGGGAAGCCCCACACGCCGCGGUCGGGCGACGCCGCCGGCCGGUCGGGCGGCGGGGGCGGGGCGCGGCGCAGGCGCAGCCGCCGCGCGGGGAAGGGACGGAGGAAGGCGCCGUCGCGCGCCGCGUCGAUGGAGACCAUCCAGGAGGCCGAGGUGCCCGGCUCGCCGUCCGGGCUCGACGCCGCCGCCGAUCACCGGACGUACAGCAACCCCGCGUUCCAAGCAGUGUCCGGGAGCAUUGAGGAGGCAUGGUACGACUCCUUGGCGAUGAGCGAGUCGGAUGCCGAGGACGACUUCCACAGCGUGCAGGAUGAUGCCUUUUCAUUGAAUGGCUUUGAGAGUGAAGCCACAUUGAGCUCAAGAGAUGGCAACGGUGGGAGCUUCAAUGGAGCUGCACAAUCAGGCGAGCAUCACCAUAGAAAACCGAAGUCUAGUGAACUGUCGAAGGGAAGCUUGGAGAAUGGUGUGAGGACCUCCGUGAGCCAUGAUGAUGUGGCGAGCGUUUCUGGUGCGGAUAGCACACAAGGUGGAGGAAGGAUACUGGAUGAUUGCGGGCUUCUGCCAAAUAAUUGUCUUCCUUGUAUUGCCUCUGCUGUUGGAGUAAACGAGAAGAAGAGAGCUCUUUCCUCGAGCCCUACUCAUUCAAUGAAGAUGCCUUCUUUGAAGCUCUCGUUCAAGAAGAAGUCUGGGGAAGCUCAUCCGUCUUCCACACUUUUAUCUACGAAGGAUUUCCUUGAAAGGCCUCUAGCAGGUUCUCAAGUACAGUUAUGCUUGUUGGAUUCGAAAAUACUCAACAGCUGGUCCCAUGUUGAUCCUGGCACUUUCCGAGUCCGUGGAGCAAACUAUUUUAGAGAUAAGAAGAAAGAACUUGCUCCAAAUUAUGCUGCAUAUUAUCCAUUCGGAGUUGAUGUGUACUUAUCGUCACAGAAACUCAAUCAUAUAUCACGAUUUGUUCAACUUCCUGAUAUUCAACUCUCCAGCAAACUCCCGCCUCUUCUGGUGGUCAAUGUACAGGUCCCAUUAUAUCCGGCUUCAUUAUUUCAGAAUGAAACUGAUGGGGAAGGGAUGAGCUUUGUUUUGUAUUUUAGGCUUUCUGAUGGUUACUCAAAAGAGCUUCCACCUUCAUUCAUAGAAAGUAUCAGAAGGUUGGUUGAUGAUCAUGUAGAGAAGAUAAAGGCAUUUCCAAUGGAAACAAGUAUACCAUUCCGAGAGCGGCUAAAGAUACUUGGCCGGGUGGCUAAUCUGGAGGAUCUUCCUUUGAGUGCAGCGGAGAGGAAGCUAAUGCAUGCAUACAAUGAGAAACCUGUCCUUUCUAGGCCACAGCAUGAAUUUUACUUGGGUGAUAGCUACUUCGAGAUCGACAUUGACAUGCACAGAUUUAGCUACAUUUCAAGGAAAGGUUUCGAAACAUUUUUGGACAGGCUAAAAGCAUGUGUCCUAGACGUUGGGCUAACUAUUCAGGGAAAUAAAGCUGAAGAGCUGCCCGAGCAGAUCUUGUGCUGUGUCAGGUUGAAUGGGAUAGAUUACACCAAAUACCAUCCGCUUUUGACACAUGGUGCCUGAAAUCAAUGCUUACAAGGACCAGCUAACCAAUGGCUGGAUACUGAGAUGUAUCCAUGCCAGCACGGCAGCACCAGGCUCCUGGAGAUUUCAGUCCAGGAGCCGCAGUCUGACAAGCACCACUGCUGUUGAAACGCCCUCAUCUGAGUCAAGCGAACUGUGAGCGUGUGACAUACAAGUAACAUUAACAGAGGGGCGAGGGAGUGACUCGGUGACCACUAGCUGGCGCCGUCAGAAUCCGUGGUGCUAAUAUAGAGGUUUCUUUCUGAAAAUGCGCAAAAAAAAAACAGAUGGAGACUGCGGUACAUGUAAAUCUGUAAAUCAUUGCUCGAGAGCUCCGGUUGCCUCCCUUGUUGCUACUCGAACAUUCUAGAUUUAGUAAAUAUCACUAAUUUGGCGUAUGAUUGAGUAGAA